GCCUUUAAGCAAUACACUGAAAUCAAACCAGCAAAAAGCUCAAAUGUUGUUCGACAGAAGUUUUUGUAGCUUUAGGUCUGGUAAAACUAAGGGCUGGUCCAAGCAAGAGUACUAUCAAGUACUUAAAUUACACACAGAAAUAACGAAAAUCCGUUGCGUUAGCGUUUUGCGAGCUGCUAUUUUGAAGCUUUACUUUUUUAGAUUGGCUGUAAAUUGAUUUUCGUAAAUACUUAAUUUUUUGGGAAGUAAACUGCAUCAUAAGUCUGAAACCAGACAAAUUUUUUACAAAACAAAAAAUACUUUUACCUCUCUGUAAUAGACAGUCUCGAAAAUUACUUUAGCGACCAUAUUCGCAGUAAUUUGUGCCGCAUUGUUUUGUCUUCAUCUUAAGCUAUAUUAAAAAUGGGUGCUACCCAGUCAUAAAAGUCACGCCACCCAUCUCUUUUUUGCAACCUGACAUAAGCUUCCGAUUUCAUGACUAACAUUUCAUAGAAUUUCUAGGUCACUUCUGUUCUUCGUUUGAACGCCCGCUUUUAAUAGAAGUAGAUGCUGUUCCAAUGUUGGCAUCAUGGUAAAUGCUGCUGAUUUUAAUUGCAAGUGAGAAUAGGCUGUUUAAAUUUCGUCUGCUGUUGAUUCAGAGAUUUGCGCCAUGGAUUUUCAUGACAUGUACAAUAAAUUUAAGCGACUCGUGUGGUUUGAUGCUUGCAUUGCGUGAAAGUAAUGUAUUCCAGACGCGGCGUUUCCAAAUUGCGCAGUACUAUACUAGACAUUUAAUCUUGCGCAAAAAUAUUAUACAAACGAAUUAAAUUUGUUAUUUAGUGUUCACGUAACUUGCAUAAGUCAGUUGAUUAAAUUAAAUGAACUAUUUGGUCAGCAAAGUUUCACACCAGCAAGAUGGAAUACCAGAUCAGGGCCUCUCAUGCAAAUUAUUAACGCUAUUACCUGCGACAUGUAUGUAAUUUAAAAGUUGGAAUGGACGACUUAAUUUACAGCCUUAAUGUCAUGUGAAUUGAACAUUUUAUGGUGAUGGGUAAUGUAAAUUUUGCGCAAGACGUCCGUUAGGAGGAAAAGCGCAGUCUCUUCUCCAGCAGUAUUGUGUCCUCAGCUAAAUCCUUAAUAACUGGAUGUAGAACUGUCAUCCCCACGAUGGAGGACACGGUUCUGGCCGACCUGCCGGACGAGGUCCUGCUCGAGGUGUUCUCGCGGCUGCCGCUCGCCGACGCGGUAACGUGCGCACUGCACGUGUGCGCGCACUGGCGCCGGCUGUUCAGAUUCCGCGCCCCCUGGCGGGGCCGCACCUACGAGGCGCCGGACGAGGCUCAGGCGGAAGAGGCGUACCUGGUGGCCCGCAUGCUGUCGACCGGGCGCGACCUCACCCUUGAGGCGGGCAACCGCUUCUGCCUGCGGGCCACAGAGGACUCGGUGACGGUGCGUUGGGACAUCUUCCAGCAGGAGAAGUUCGAGCUUCUCACCGCCGGGAGCCGCGUCCGGAGCCUCAGCAUCCCGGGCGACUUCCUCGUCUGGUCCAACGUCACCAGCCUGGCCAGGUGUACGCCACAGCUGAGGUCACUGACUGUUGACAACGGCGUGACGGACUGGCCGUCCGCGGAACUGUCGGACGCCUUGGCGCGGCUCCUGGGUUCCGGACUGCUGGCGGAGCUGCGUUCACUGACAGUGGAAGGCGCGAGCAGUCGGGGCGUCGAGAUGGACGGUCCGCUGCUGGCGGCGUGCCGCGGCUGCCCGCAUCUGGAGCGCCUGCACCUGCAGUGGACGGAGAGGCUGGGCGCGCGCGGCCUCGCGGGGCUGGCCGACCUGGGCGACCUCCGCCGCCUCCGCGUCAGCUCCGUCGCGACACUGCCCGCUGUCGACUUCCUCCCGGCCGGCCUCGAGGAGCUCGAGCUGUCCCGCUGUCACGGCGUGCGAUUGGACGGCCUCGCCGCGGGACCCGCCCUGCGCAGGCUGGUGCUGGACGGCUGCGCCCUGGAGGGGGAGCGCCUGGUCGGGGCGGUGGGGCGGCUCGCCUCGCUGGAGGAAGCGAACCUCGCGGGCAAUCGGCGCCUGCGCGACCUCUCCUUCCUCCGUCCCUGGGUGCGCCUCCGCACUCUCGAUCUCGCGGACUGUGACAGCUUCGACGGGGACACCUUCGGCACUCUCGGGUUCCUUGGGCAGCUCCGGUCUCUGAAUCUUUGCAGGUGCGACCUGCGCAACGUCUCGCUGGACGCCGUGCUGGGGUCACUGCCGCAGUUGGAGGAGCUCGUCCUGUCAGGGACGUCGGUCGUGGGGGGCCAGUCGUGUGCCGCCAGCCUGCCGCCCGGGCUGGCCGAGCUGCACCUGUCAUGGUGCGCAUGGGUGGACGCGGCGGUGGUGCGGGAGCUGCGGCACCUGGGACGGCUGCGUGCCCUGCGCCUCUCGCGUUGCGGCGGCGUAGUUGGCUGGCAGCAGCUGGCCGCGGACCUGCUGCCCCACCUUCCCGCUCUCGAGCGGCUCGAUGUGUCGGGCGUAGGCGGGACCGCAGGGGACGGGGUGCGCGACCUGUCAUUCCUGCGGCACUGCCCGCAGCUGCGCGCCCUGGACGUGGGCGAGAAUGCCGGCCUGCCGCCCGCCGCCUACUCCGACCUGCGGCACGCGUCCGGCCUCCGGCACCUCGACCUGCACGGCUCCGACUUGGAGGGUGUGCCGCUGCAGGAGACGGUGGGACGGCUGUCUGAACUCGAGACACUCACCGUUUACGGGUGCCGGGGUGUCAGACAGGAGGAACUGCAACGGCUCACCGCAUUCCUGCCGAAACUGUCAAUAAAGGGCAAGGUGCGGCUGUGAUGUGUGCCUUUGCGUCGGGUGUUGUGUGCACUCGUGUGGCCGAAGAAAUUUUGCUCCUUUACAUCCUGUAUACAUUUAUGUCAAAAUGUCACGUUAUGUAAUUGAUGUAAUGCAAAGUUAUUGGGAACAAUACUGAAAUACUAUCUAUUCUUAUCAUAAGGUGAAUUUCUAAGCUAUCUUCAGACUAUACCCAGGUAGCAAACAUUUAAUGAUAUUACACAACAAAUAAAAACAAACAAAGUAAA
Messenger RNA from Schistocerca gregaria, 3062 nucleotides. Its product is annotated as F-box/LRR-repeat protein 14-like. Bases 1147 to 2817 code for a protein of 556 amino acids. The record is from RefSeq and is a predicted model, not a curated record. The transcript has 4 exons. Lineage: Eukaryota; Metazoa; Arthropoda; Insecta; Orthoptera; Acrididae. Gene Ontology annotation, molecular function: protein binding.